Stereum hirsutum FP-91666 SS1 is the source of this 927-nucleotide messenger RNA. RefSeq names its product cytochrome P450. The transcript is spliced from 10 exons. Bases 1 to 927 code for a protein of 308 amino acids. The record is from RefSeq and is a predicted model, not a curated record. NCBI's taxonomy places the organism in Eukaryota, Fungi, Basidiomycota, Agaricomycetes, Russulales, Stereaceae. Gene Ontology annotation, molecular function: iron ion binding; oxidoreductase activity, acting on paired donors, with incorporation or reduction of molecular oxygen; heme binding.
AUGGCGGGAGCGAUCAUCCUCUCCAUUGGUUUCGGGAUCAAAGUCGAAGCUGAAAACGAUCCACACGUAAAGACGGCGGAAAGAGGGCUCGAGGCUAUUUCUGCGGGGAGUACGGCGCAGGCGGCGAUGUUUGACUUCUUCCCUAUGCUGAAGAACAUGCCUUCGUGGUUUCCUGGUGCUGGUUUCAAGGAAGAGGCCAAGGGACUACGUCGUUUCUCGAAGGCGAUGGUUGAUGGUCCGAUGCAGGCUACGAAGGACGCCAUGGCAGCAGGGAAGGCAUCGUCUUCGGUCGCGUCCGCGAUGAUGACACAGCUCGAGACCGAACCACAGACGGAGGUGGAGGAGCUCGUGGCCAAACAGCUUCCCUCAAAUAUGUACCUUGGUGGCGCCGAUACGACAGUCUGUGCAUUGGCAUACUUCUUCCUUGCGAUGACACUCUAUCCCGAGGUUCAAAGGAAAGCCCAGGAUGAAAUCGACUUAGUCGUGGGGCACGAUCGUUUGCCCGACUGGAGCGACCAGCAGUCAUUGCCUUAUGUUGAUGCCUUAGUGAAGGAAGUCUUACGGUGGCGCAACAUCACACCCCUGGGCGUGUACCAUCGUCUGACGGCGAAUGACAUCUACGAGGACUACUUUUUGCCGGCUGGAUCGACAGUUGUGGGCAACAUUUGGGCUAUUCUACACGACGAGAUCGUGUUUCCCGAUCCUCUCGCUUUCAAACCAGAACGUUUCCUCGACUCGAAGGUGGACUUCCCCGAAAUGGUAUUCGGCUUUGGGAGAAGGAUUUGCCCUGGGAUGUAUUUAGCGCGCGAAUCUGUAUGGAUGGCUGUGGCGUCCGUUCUUGCUUCCUUCGACAUCUCGAAAGCUAGAGACGAGAACGGGAAAGAAAUCGAACCGGUUGAUGAUUGUGUUGAAGGUAUUGUCGCGUGA